This is a messenger RNA of Kogia breviceps (pygmy sperm whale), 963 nucleotides long. Lineage: Eukaryota; Metazoa; Chordata; Mammalia; Artiodactyla; Physeteridae. The record is from RefSeq and is a predicted model, not a curated record.
AUGCUGCUGCUGUGGAAAGAGAUGUUGAUGGAAAUGAGUGAUGGGACAACUGUACAAGAAUUCACCUUGGAGGGGUUUCCUACUGACCAGUACCUGGGAAAGGUCCUCUUUCUGGUGCACCUGCUGACAUACCUGGCAUCCAUUGCAGGCAAUGCGCUCAUAGUCACCAUCACCUGUUUUGACUCCUGGCUCCAGACACCUAUGUACUUUUUCCUCAGCAUUUUCUCCUUCUUUGAGUGUUGUUUCACAAGUGCUGUUAUUCCUAAAUUGUUGGUCUUUUUUUUUUUUAGGCAAACAAUUUCCUUUGCUGCCUGUCUCACACAAGCCUUUGUGUUAGUAUUUCUGGGAGCAGCAGGUUUCCUCCUCAUAGUAGUGAUAUCUCUGGAUGAAUACUUGGCCAUUUGCAAGCCUCUGCAUUACCCUAUCUUCACGAACCUGAAGACUUGUUUCCUCCUAUUCACAGCCUGCUGUGAUUUGGGCUUCACUCUCAUUUCUGGUUUGGUGGUAAAUGUGUCCCACGUAUCCUUCUGUGGCCCCCAUGUCACCCCUCACUUCUUCUGUGAUCUCGGCCCCCUGACCCAUCUCUCCUGUUCUGACACCAGAUCAGUUGAAAUGUUGAUCUUCAACCUUGCUUUGUUUGUCAUUUAGACAUCCCUUAUUAUAACCAUCAUUGCAUACAGCAACAUAGUAGUCACAAACAUGGAACUCCCGUCAGCCAAGGAGCGACAGAAAGCUUUCUCCACCUGCUCCUCUCACCUCAUUGUUCUCUCUAUGAUGUACGUCAGCUAUGUCGUUAUAUAUGUGAAACCAAAGCAAGUGAACAGGCUGGAUUCCAAUAAGGAGGCUGGCCUUGUGAACAUGGUGGUGACCCUGAUGCUGAACCCUGUCAUCUACACUCUACAGAACAAGCAGGUCCACCAGGCUCUGAGAAAGAUGAUGUGCAGAAUGAAAAUAUCAAGAUAA